Molecule: messenger RNA, 195 nt
Organism: Racocetra persica
Lineage: Eukaryota; Fungi; Glomeromycota; Glomeromycetes; Diversisporales; Gigasporaceae
Source: the annotation of a GenBank genome assembly
GUUUAUGACCGAGCCGAUAAUUUAUAUAAUAAUUUUGGUGGGGUUCAUAAAGAAUAUAGAGAAUUAGGCAGAUUUAGCCAAGAGUUAAAAAAUGAAGCGUUUGCUCUUAAUGAGAAAAAGCAAGAUUUAAAAGUUAAGUUAGGUGAAAUCUACAAGAGAGGAUUUAACAACGGGAUUUAUUUUUGUAAUGAGACA